ACUCGGGCUUAGAAAGUUGGCAUGCUCCCUCCCAGUCCGCCGGUUGCUCGGAGCUCGCGGUUAUGCGCGUCUAGCGUCGGAUGAUUACGCGAGGGCGGUGCCAAGUAGGAGAUAAGCGACGACGAGAACCUCACCGGUAGUUGCAUCCUUUGCUUUAACCAUUUAUAAGCACCUUGUUUAGCUACCGUUAGCUGUUUAUACCAACCAGCUCACAAACAAUUGCUGUUGUUGUUUUUUGUAUGUCCCGAAUUACAUUCAUAUCUGUCAAGAAUUCGAAACGGAAAAUAAACCACAUUAUGGAGACAGAGAUACACGUGCCUGUGGGGUCGCCGGUAAUUCGAAAAAUCCCGAUUUUCGUGGAGGAACAUAACGUUACCGAUGGGGCAAUGAAGCUGAUAAAGCAGCUUCGGCCAGCGUGGGACAUAAACCAUGUCAAGACCAAGCUCUUCACUGAUGGGACCACUAAUAAGCUGGUGGGUUGUUAUGUGGAUGCCAGUCCAGAGGACGUGGUUCUGGUGCGUGUGUAUGGGAACAAGACGGAGCUGAUCGUCGACCGAGACAACGAGCUCAAGAGCUUCCAGGUGCUACAUGCUAACGGCUGUGCGCCGCGCCUCUACUGCACCUUCCAGAAUGGCCUCUGCUACGAGUUCAUGCAGGGGGACGCCCUCGGAACACAGGACGUCAGGGACCCGAUCUUACUCAGGCUAAUAUCCAGGGAGAUGGCUCGAAUCCAUGCGAUCCACGCACAUAACGGCUGCAUCCCCAAACCCAACCUGUGGAUCAAGAUGAGGAAAUAUUUCUCUCUGGUCGCCACGGAGUUCACCGAGCAAGCCUCCAACGCCAGGAUCCAGCAGGAGGUGCCCAGCCAGGCAGUGUUGGAGCAGGAGAUGGUGUGGAUGAAGGAGCACUUGUCUCAGCUGGGCUCUCCUGUGGUGCUCUGUCACAACGACCUGCUCUGCAAGAAUAUCAUCCACAACAGCAAAGAAGGCCAUGUCCGGUUCAUAGACUAUGAAUACUCUAGUUACAACUAUCAGGCCUUUGACAUCGGGAACCACUUCAACGAGUUUGCUGGUAUGAGUGAGCUGGACUAUGGGCUGUAUCCUAGCCGUGAGAUGCAGCUGGAGUGGCUGCGUGUGUAUCUGCAGGCGUACAAACUGUCCACUAAGAAAGGAGAGGAGGUCAGCGACAGAGAGCUGGAGAGACUCUACAUACAGGUCAACAAGUUUGCUCUGGCAUCACACUUCUUCUGGGGCUUCUGGGCACUCAUCCAGACCAAGUACUCCUCCAUCGAUUUUGACUUCCUGGGGUAUGCUGUGCUGCGCUUCAACCAAUACUUCAAGACCAAACCUGCAGUGAUGGCUCUACAGAUCCCAGAAUGACAGGAGAAGAGAGGGACCCCAUCACUGGCACUGACCAGUGGAGCAGACACACUUUGAGCAGGAGAGGGCUGUGCUGGGGGAUGAGGGACAAAAGUUGGGGUUGAGCAUUAUUAAUGGGGUCGAGGGGUGGGGUAAAUAACAGUUAGAGGGCCGAGUGUGGAUGGACCACAACAUUUUUUCCAAACUCGGUCCCUGGCAACAAGCGCAAAUACUAUUUAAUUCCUCUUCAACUCUGUCCACCUCUGUCUCACCAGUCAAGCUCAUCAAGAUUCCCCAAAACAGCCUGGGGUGGUCUGUGUGUAAAUGUGUCUUUAUUUAUUUAUUCUGUGAAGAAUUGAUUGACCUACUGAUGUAAGAUUAAUUCCCCAGGCAGACGGGUAGCUGAAACACUAGCUGAGUCCGGGGGCAUUUGGUGCCAACAUGGAGAACAGUGUGCAGACAGUUCUGUAUUUAUGGGCUCUUGAGUUUUCCCUGUGGUUGUGUUCAAGGCGUGUAGUGUAGGAGAGAGGGCAGCCAGCUUGUCCUUAAUGUAGGCACUGAUCUGAGAGGAUUUCUUAAGCAAUAUGGUCAUGGUUUCACCAUGAAAAUAGUGUAUUCAUUCAACUCAGAUCUACACGAAGUGGCUAGGGGUUGACGUAGAACUGACGUUUUAGUUGCUCUGCAGUGAAGGUGGCAUUGCCGUGUAGGUUAGAGGGGCUAGCCAUGGCAAGACAGUGAUAUGGUCCUUUAAUAAUGUCUGUGACAGCAGAGCUGCCUCUGUGGCCAGGAGCAGCUUUGCGUCACUGGUGCUAGACUUUAAACCAGGGCCCUGUUCUCCCUCUUUUCCACCACUUUAGCUUUUAUAGUUAUGGUGACUCGCUCUGUUAAACUUUGCACUCAGACUACUCUGAAAAUCACAACCUCAAUCACCCCUGCCUUCCCCAGUAUCUGACCCCUCUUCCUCCCCCUUUCUCUCACCUCUCUCUGCCCUAUUACACUUCCUCCUCUCUCGACUCUCUUGAUUGGCUGAGGUGGUGGAGGGACUUUUGCCUGAAGUGCACAUAUUCACUGUAACAUCCCAACCUCCAUCCAUUCAGUCAUAACUUCCCUAAAAAGGAGCCAGAAUCUUAUACAAUAGGUUAUUGCGUAAACUGUCAGAGCCAGUGCUUUAAAGGGUGUGGAAUCACUAACCCCAAUGUUGUUCUGAAGCUUAUCAGGAUGUGAGUGAGGUGGCCAAGGACAAGACAGCAGGGUGAAGUCCACACUGAGCCAGCAACCACUUCCUUCUCUGACUGACAUCAUGAUCUUUGGAGGAACUCUAACACCUUUCUUUAUCCCUUUCCCCCCUCCCUUCCUCUCCAGCCCUCUCAGAUCAGAAGAUCAACAUGUAAGGGAAAGUAGAGGAGAGCCGUAUUAGGAUAUCAUAAGCCUGUCCUGUGAUCCCUGGCUGUCUCCUGUUAUUGACAGGGUUAAUAAUUCACCAAUAUAGGAGGCUGCCAACUCUAUGAAGGUGUUGAAGAGAAGGACUCUUGUGAUGAGUCACUAGCGAUGCUUGCCAGGCCUCUUAGUGACAGUUCCCCUAGCACACUCCAAAAUGUGUUGUCUGGCUACACGGUGAGACUGAUGAGCAGCCUCUUGGCUCUCAGGAGAGCUUGCCUUUUUGUCCCUUGUCACUAGCUGUACAGGCAGGCAGGGAGGGUAGAUACCAUUUUCACCAGCUCUUGUCCUGGAGAGCUACAGUCUAGACACAUGAUUCAACUAAUCAUCAUUAUCCUGGUUCAUUUAAUCAUGUGUGUUAGUGCUGGGCUGGAACAAACCUGCACACCCUGUAACUGUCCAGGACCAGGGUUUUUGACUACUGGAAUAGUGUUAAGCAGAGCAUCUGCAACAUAGCAGUAGAUUGAUGCAACAAAUGGAAAUGACUCAUACUUGAUGUAGGAUUGUGUCCAUUCUAUACAGUACAUUUCUAUCGGCAACAUUCCAAACCAUUUGUCAUUGAGUCAGCGGAAUUGGUUGAGAGAAUCUUGGUGUUUCCUAAAUGGAUGGUCAAGGCCCUCUUGUAUGCAUUUUUAAAGGCCGUUAUGGACAGAGAUGACACUUUGAAAGGCUUCAGGUGAGUCACAGCUCACCACCAACUGUUCUAUGUCAGCCCAGGGUUGAACUAACAGGUGACCAAGUGCAAUGAAUUCCUGUUUAUCGUAGAUGUACAUAUGUGAAUGUGUUUCCUUUGAGUUGACCGUAACAUUUCAGUGAGACUCUUAACUGUAUUCCUGUUAGGGUGCAUCUCAACCGUCUUAGAGUGGAUUCCUUUCCUUCAUCUACACUAAUAGGAAACAAUUAGAUGGAUGACAAAUGAAUCCACCAUAUUGCUUUCAUCCUGUUUUCAGACGUGUGGUGCUUAAGGAGAGAAGAGGGAGACACUAGGUGGAGACUGACCAUAAGAGUAUGAGGGAGACACUAGGUGGAGACUGACCAUAAGAGUAUGAGGGAGACACUAGGUGGAGACUGACCAUAAGAGUAUGAGGGAGACACUAGGUGGAGACUGACCAUAAGAGUAUGAGGGAGACACUAGGUGGAGACUGACCAUAAGAGUAUGAGGGAGACACUAGGUGGAGACUGACCAUAAGAGUAUGAGGGAGACACUAGGUGGAGACUGACCAUAAGAGUAUGAGGGAGACACUAGGUGGAGACUGACCAUAAGAGUGAGGGAGACUGACCAUAAGAGUAUGAGGGAGACACUAGGUGGAGACUGACCAUUAGAGUAUGAGGGAGACAAGGUGGUCGAAUGUCAAGAUGUUCUAUGCACCAAAGCACUCCUGGUGGUCUGUGGUUACAUUCAACUAAACUAGUCAGACACUAGAUUGCCAAGCUACAACAAACAGAAGUGGCAACAUAGGUUAAUGGUUGAGAUUUGUGAUUAGAAAGCAACAGCCUACUUCAUGCUAGCAUGGCCAGAUAGAUGACCAAAUGUCUGCUUCCUGAAUGCACAACCAAAAAUAACCCUGGGUUUCAUGGAAAUGCACCCCACUUAUUGAAGUGGUAGACCAACUACGGCAGGCUAGGGCUGCUUUCCUAUUCUUAAAUAUGCCCUUAACUCCCUUCACAAAAUGUAAACGAUAUGCUUAUUGCUACUACUAGUCGUUUUAGACUCCAGCCUAACACCUAUCCAAUCCUCUCAGAUCUUUGAGGCCAAGCCAGCAGGAGCGGGUUCAAGAAUUGCAGUGCCAGUAGGUCUACUAGUAAAAUCUAUAAAGUAGAGUUUUUAUACACUACUACAGCACAUGCCUUCACUGGACAAACGUUGGAAGAGCUUUUGAAUGUGUCCUAGAAGACUUUACAUUUGAAGUAAAGGAAGUAAGUUCCCCAUUUAGAAAAAUAGCCAAUAAUACACACGUAGGAAGUUAAAUGUGCACUAAUGUUGGACUUGAUUUUAUUCUUUCAACAUAACCCUGUGGAUAUGUGCUGACUAUGGAAGGGUUACAUCCUGACGGUGGUAUUUGUAGACUAGAGAUGUGUUGAAGGGUGUAUUCAUGUUUUCAUUUGACCUUUUCUAUAUACACAUACCAAAAUGGUUAGCUUCAUAAGGCUUGCAGUUCAUUUGCAAAUAACUUAAACACUACAGAAAACUAGAUUCUACUUUCUCCAUAUUUUCUUUUUUGGACUGUUGAAUUUUAGGUGAGUGUAGGGAGUCAGCGGUUGUAAAUACUAAGAAAUACUGUGAAUCUGACUGUACAGUGAUCCUCCACACUUGAGUGCUGGGGAGAGUAACAUUGGUCAGUAAAUAUUUCCAUUAAACGUUGAACUAUU
This is a messenger RNA of Oncorhynchus mykiss (rainbow trout), 5165 nucleotides long. Its product is annotated as ethanolamine kinase 1. Gene Ontology annotation, biological process: phosphatidylethanolamine biosynthetic process. The record is from RefSeq and is a predicted model, not a curated record. Gene Ontology annotation, molecular function: ethanolamine kinase activity. Gene Ontology annotation, cellular component: cytoplasm. NCBI's taxonomy places the organism in Eukaryota, Metazoa, Chordata, Actinopteri, Salmoniformes, Salmonidae.